CAGUCCCUCAACUUGUGCCCGGGAGCCGGCAACCGGAGGGGGACGGCUGACCCCUAGGUCUCCCCUUGGACCGGGAGGCUGGAAACCGAGGAGGGAAGCUUCUCCUAGAGGAGCGGAGGGGGAGGGGCGGGCGCCGCGCCUUGGCUCUUUGUGCUGGAACAAUGACCAGCUGCCGCCGGCCCUCGGGCUCGGCAGGGAUAGCCGAUGACCCGCUCGACGAGCCUCGAGCCGGCCGAGCCUCCGAACACACUCACAGUCGCUAGGCCACGGCGCGAGGAAUCCCGAGCACCGCCGAGCAGCCCCCGCGUGCGCCCUGGCGGGCACGCGUGACGUGGGUUACUUGCGCGUGUCCGCGCCCUGGGGCGGGGACGCUCCUCGGACCCCUCCCCCCGAUCGGCGCGCACCGCCCACUCGGGCCGGGCGGGGGCUGGUCAGGGCCGGGGGCGCCGGCUAGGCGGAGGCGGGGCCGAGCCGGGCAGCUCCGAGUGGCCGCGCGCGGGCUGGAGCGGGCGGCGCGCCUGUGGAGUGCUGGGGCGGCCCGGGGCUGAGCAUGGAGCCGCGCGGCGGAGGGGUUAUUCUGAAGAUCAACUAAAGCGGGAAGGUUUAUAAAGGUUGGCAGUGGGACAGGGCCUGUGUAGGCUCCCUUAGUCCCGACUGAUGGCAGAAGCUAAGAGUUGACAUGGAAACAAGCACAGCCUGCGGCAGCCUCUGGGAGGUUGCCCCGGAGGCCCCUGGCCAGGCCUGAGCCUCUGCCAGCAUGGCCAUUGUGCAUACUCUGCCAGUGCCGCUGGAGCCCGCACGUGAGACGGCCACUGCCCCACAAACUCCAGCAAUGGGCAGCGUGAGUAGCCUUAUCUCAGGCCGGCCCUGUCCUGGGGGACCUGCUCCUCAACGCCACCAUGGAGUCCCUGGGCCCACCUUCUUCCGCCAGCAGGAUGGGCUGCUACGGGGUGGCUAUGAGGCACAGGAACCACUCUGCCCAGCUGUGCCACCCAGGAAGGCUGUCCCAGGCAACAGCUUUACCUAUGUCAAUGAAGACUUCCGGACAGAGUCACCUCCCAGCCCAAGCAGUGACGUCGAAGAUCCCCGAGAACAUCAGGCACACAAUGCCCACCUCCGUGGGCCCCCACCGAAGCUCAUCCCUGUCUCUGGAAAGCUGGAAAAGAAUAUGGAGAAGAUCCUGAUCCGGCCAACAGCCUUCAAGCCGGUGCUGCCCAAACCUCGGGGGGCACCAUCCCUACCUGGCUUCCUUGGUCCUCGAGCUGCUGGGCUAUCUGGGAGCCAGGGCAGCCUGACACAGCUGUUUGGGGGGCCAGCCUCUUCCUCCUCCUCUUCCUCUUCCUCCUCUGCUGCUGACAAACCCUUGCCACUGAGUGGCUGGGCCAGCGGCUGCCCUUCAGGAACACUCUCAGACUCUGGCCGGAAUUCUUUAUCCAGCUUACCCACCUAUAGCACCGGAGGUGCCGAGCCAACCACCAACUCCCCAGGUGGGCACCUGCCCUCCCACGGCCCUGGCCGAGGGGCACUGCCUGGUCCAGCCCGAGGGGUCCCUACUGGGCCCUCCCAUUCAGACAGUGGCCGGUCCUCCUCCAGCAAAAGCACGGGUUCCUUGGGGGGUCGUGUAGCUGGGGGGCUCUUGGGCAGUGGCGCCCGGGCCUCCUCUGACAGCAGUUCCGGUGGAGACCGCUCUCCACCCCCUCCCCCUCCGCCACCUCCACCCCCUUCGGAUGAGGCCUUGCUACACUGUGUCCUGGAAGGGAAGCUCCGAGACCGGGAGGCGGAGCUGCAGCACCUGCGGGACAGCAUGGAUGAGAGUGAGGCCACCGUGAGUCAGGCAUUCGGGGCCCGGCAGCGGCGCUGGCCACGCGAGCGGGAGGACUGUGCAGCCCAGGCACAGCAGGCCACGCAGCGUGUCCAGCGGGCCCAACAGCUGCUGCAGCUGCAGGUGCUCCAGCUGCAGCAGGAGAAGCGCCAGCUGCAGGAUGACUUCGCCCAGCUGCUGCAGGAGCGAGAGCAGCUGGAGCGCCGCUGUGCCACCUUUGAACGGGAGCAGCGGGAACUUGGGCCGCGGCUGGAGGAGACCAAGUGGGAGGUGUGUCAGAAAUCAGGUGAGAUCUCCCUGCUGAAGCAGCAACUGAAGGAAUCUCAGGCAGAGCUGGUCCAGAAGGGCAGUGAGCUGGUGGCGCUGCGGGUGGCCCUCCGUGAGGCCCGGGCUGCCUUGCGGGUCAGUGAGGGCCGAGCCAGGGGCCUGCAGGAGGCGGCCCGCGCUCGCGAGCUGGAGCUGGAGGCCUGCUCGCAGGAGCUACAGCGGUACCGCCAGGAGGCUGACCGGCUCCGGGAGAAGGCCGGGCAUUUGGAUGCUGAAGCGUCAGGACUCCGGGAGCCCUCUGUACCCACUGCCGCCGCCGACCCGUUCCUCCUGGCGGAGAGUGACGAGGCUAAGGUGCAGCGGGCAGCAGCUGGGGCCGGGGGCAGCCUGCGGGCUCAGGUGGAACGGCUGCGCCAAGAACUGCAGCGGGAGCAGCGGCGAGGGGACGAGCAACGGGACAGCUUUGAGGGAGAGCGGCUGGCCUGGCAGGCGGAGAAGGAACAGGUGAUCCGCUACCAGAAGCAGCUGCAGCACAACUAUAUCCAGAUGUACCGGAGAAACCGGCAACUGGAGCAGGAACUGCAGCAACUGAGCCUGGAGCUGGAGGCCCGCGAGCUUGCAGACCUGGGCCUGGCAGAGCCGGCCCCCUGCAUCUGUCUGGAGGAGAUUACUGCCACUGAGAUCUAGGGCUCUGCCGGGGUGCGAGCCCACCUACCCCGGGAUCCACUGAGCGCGCACUCCAGGUCUCAGAGCCAAAGGGCCUCUGCCAAGCGUUCGGGUGGCCCAGUAACUUGGAGAAAUAGAAUCAACCCUCCGUGUCACCGUCACCCAGAGGUUCCUGCCCACUCUGCCAUUUCACUCCCCCACUGUCGCCACUGCCAGCCCACUGGGAAAGGAAAGGGGCUACCCUGUCUCCACAUUCUACCUGCCUGAAGCCAGAGAGAGCCAGAUGGCACCAGCUGCUCCAGAUGUGCCUGCCCUCAACAUGCCCGCGUGGAGGGGCAGGGCUAGGAAUGGGGCUGAUCCCCAUGUCCAGCUCUGCAAGCCUCCUCUGGGCUGAGGGGGCUGAAGUCAGACCAAAGGAAGAACUCAGCAGUGUCUUGUUUAUUUGUGUUUGUGACCAAGCCGCCCUCCCCAGUUCCAGGGGUACGGCCUCGUUUCCACUUGUAUAUUUUUCACACUGUAAAUUUCUUGUACAAACCCAAAGAAAAAAAUUAAAAAAAAAAAGUUUCGUUUU
This is a messenger RNA of Apodemus sylvaticus (European woodmouse), 3326 nucleotides long. It is a transcript of the gene Lzts2, whose product is annotated as leucine zipper tumor suppressor 2. Gene Ontology annotation, biological process: cell division; negative regulation of canonical Wnt signaling pathway. The transcript has 6 exons. Bases 758 to 2776 code for a protein of 672 amino acids. Lineage: Eukaryota; Metazoa; Chordata; Mammalia; Rodentia; Muridae. The record is from RefSeq and is a predicted model, not a curated record.